Messenger RNA from Neocloeon triangulifer, 3275 nucleotides. RefSeq lists its product as uncharacterized. The record is from RefSeq and is a predicted model, not a curated record. The coding region runs from base 473 to 2872 and encodes 799 amino acids. The transcript is spliced from 7 exons. NCBI's taxonomy places the organism in Eukaryota, Metazoa, Arthropoda, Insecta, Ephemeroptera, Baetidae.
GUGCUGUGUUCAGGUUUCAGGUGCUCGACGGCGCGUGUUUGACAUGUGUUUUUUUUUUACAUUUUCGUUGUUUUUUCUCAAUUAAUGUGCUGUUUUUUUGGACAUGCAGUAUUCUUCACUCAUUUUUAAACUCAGACAAGCAUGUGACUGGUGAAUUACGUCAUUACGUAGAAAAAGGCUAUCGCAAAAGAGGCUUCGGUGAUGGAUUCGGCCAGCUUUUGAGAAGUUCAAGUUCGUCAUUCUACUUUUGAGGUGAGCCAUUUGUAUACUUUUUCGCAUUGAAAUUCUCUAGGCCGGCACAGAGCAGCUGGAAUUUCACCAUCGGAACAGAUGGACGAGUGCUGUUGAUCUGGACAGCGUAAAAUUGCAGCAGAGAUAAUUAGCGAUGACGUCAUCGUGAGUCGCGAUCGACUUCGAGUGAGCCGCGGCGGACUCGUCAAUUCAGCAGAUUGCCUGGAAUGAGGUGAUCGCCAUGAUGGUGCUGCGCGUGUUGCUGGUCGCGUGGGCGUGCGCCGCCGCCGUCCCCGUCGAGCCGAGCACCAGCCCCAACUCGGCCGUGAUGCCGAGCGUGUCGUUCCUCGACCUGCCCUUCGGCUGGAACCACAGCUCCCAGGAGAAGGACAUCGCCGCCGUCUUCCAACGCGCGGCCUACGGAAGCACCACCCCCUCCGUGCCGCCCCCGACGCCUCCCACCACCCCCAGGAGGCCGCCCCCGCCGCCUCCGAGGCCCAUCACGCCGGCCCCCCGAAGGCCCACCUCCUCGACCGAGGCCCCCGUCACCCGGGGGCGGCUCAAACACCCCCUGCCCCCGGAGUACCUCAACCCUUUCGCGGACAAGCCCAUUCUGCGCGGCUCCCUGAGCGAAGGGUCGCACGGAGGCCACAAGCGGCCGCCCCCGGUGCCGCCCAAAGGCCCGCCGGAGCAGGAGCGCAUCCCCAUCAGGCCCCCGGACCUGCCCCUCAAGCACAAACCCCUCAACACGCCUGCCAGGGGCGGUUCAGGUGGCAAGGAAGGGUCCAACUCAGGUGGCCAGAGGCACUCGGACCCCCACAACGAGACCGAAAUCAACUUUGUGCCCAUUCUGCAGAACCCGGCCGUGACCAGGAUUCUGUCCGGCAGCAACGGCAGGAAGGAACCUGACGACCGCCCCACCAGGUUGCUGCUCGACCUGAACAAAAUGUUCCCCAUGGAGCACCCGACGACGAGCACCACCUCGACCACCACCCCUCCUCCGCCGCCACCUGAGACGGACCUUCCGGAGGAAUAUCAACCUGAGGAGGAAGAGGAGGAACCGUCGGAGGUGCCGGACGUGGACAACGACCUCAACAACGACCUUCGCCCUGACCAGCGACCUGAGGAUGAACGCCUCACUCAGGGGGACGACUACGACCUGAGGGUGUGGGGUGUGGCCUGGGACGUCCACGUCUACCUGAUGGGCGGCCUCUUCUUGGUCCUGGUGCUGGUGUGUCUGAUCACCUGGCUGCGGAGGGGAGGCGGCCGCGUCCUUUCCCCCCUCUACCUGCACCUGAGCAACGGCCUCCUGCUGACGGUGGGCGUCGGAAGGGCGAUCUUCCUCCUGCACGACGCCUACAACCUGCACCGCGCCUACCCUGAGUCCCUGGCGCCCAUUCUCCUCCACUUUGCGCUUCCCCUCCUGUGCCUCACCUUCGCCCUGCUCUUCCUAUUUGUGGCGCGGUUCACGCGGACGCAGCUUUUGUCCCUGAGGAGGCCAGCCCUGGUGGCCGCGGCUGCCGGCGCCGUCCUCCUGGUGGUCACCUGUCUUGGCCUCCAGCUGGCCGCCGGCCUCGUGGCCCAACCGACGGCCAAGCGGCUUUUGCUGAUCAACGAGUGGCUGCUCCUGGUGUGGGCCGUGGCCCUCGCCCUGGCCUACCUGGCCGCCUUCCCGCUGCUCUCCAGGUCGCUGUCCACCCUGAACCCCAUGUUCUCCACCACGCAGCACGUGCCUCCCGCCUCCCUGGGCCUCGUCCUGCGCUCCCUGCUGGCCGUGGCCAUGCUCCUCCUCCUGCUGGUCUGCGUCCACCUCUACGGAGUCUUCGGCGUCGCUGGCCUCUUCGGCGAACAACCGCCCCGACCCUGGCCCUGGUGGGGCUUCCACUUCUCCGUCAGGGUCAUCGAGGUGUCCAUCAGUCUGCUGAUGGCCUUCGUGGCCGCCCUCAGGGUGCCGUCGCCCUCCAAAAAGGCCUUCAAGGACCCCUCGAGGGACUGCUCGCAGGACCUCUACCCUGCCGUCUGCGGCGCCAACUACGCCGUGCAGAAGAAACUCUACGAGGACCCCUACCAGCUGCGCACCCUGGUCGCCCCUCCUCCCCCUCCCGUGACCAUGGCCGUGCCCCACCUAGUGGAGCCGCAGACCGACCGGCCCUCCUCGAUGCUCUUCGCCGAGGACGGCUUCGUCCGGUUUCGCACCUCGGCCGACCCUGAGCAGCCCAUGGAGGAAGUUCUUCACAGGACCAUGUCCCGCAACGGGGGAAUGGGGCACCCAGUGGGGCUCCCGGGACCCCGACCCCCCAUUCCCCAACCGCGCUGGGCGCACUGCCACCACCCCUCCGACUCGGACUUCACCGACGAGUCGUCGCCCUCUUCGUCCUCCUCCUCAGGGGGCUCCCGACACCCACGGGGCCCUUCCGAGGACGUGAGCCCCGACUCGGCGGUCGGCUCGGACAUUUACUCCAAAAACGGCGACAUCAUGUGGCGCGACGAGUUGCUCUCGAGGAGCAUCCUCGACCGACUGGCCGCCCUGCACCAGCACGCCGGCUACGCGCCCCUCGCCUUCCCAGGCCACCCCCUCGCCUCGCCCACCUCGGCCCACUACAAUUUGUACGCCCGGCCGGACGACGAGAGUGCCGUUUGACCUCGGCCAGAACAAUCCUUCCUCAACGACUGAUUAGGAUACGAGAAUCAAAAGAACUUUCUGAAAGUAGUGCAGUGCGGACGAGGGGCUGUCCGAGGGAAAGACUGAGUUGAAAAAAAAAUAAUUGAGCUUCCCUCCCGAGGCGAGUGUGUACCAUACCCUUCUAUUUUUGUACAUUGACCAUGAGUAACUAGUCGGACUGAAUAUUCUAUUUUCUCUCAAAAAAAUCAUUUGUGUAAAGUGACUAUAUUUUCUAGGGAUCCGCCUGACUCCGAUAAUUCUGUCGUUUUGAGACAGAAACGAUUCCAUUUCGUUCUCUCGAAUGUACAUAAUCAACAUGUGAUGUAAAUUAGAGAAAAAUAAAAAGUUGAAAUCUCUACGAAUAAAUAUUGCUCUGGUAUUU